Molecule: messenger RNA, 22757 nt
Organism: Pelobates cultripes (western spadefoot toad)
Lineage: Eukaryota; Metazoa; Chordata; Amphibia; Anura; Pelobatidae
Source: the annotation of a GenBank genome assembly
CAGUGUGGACCUAUCUGUAUCCUAAACAUAGGAUUCUUUCCUGUAAGGAUUAAUAUGAGAUUGGCUUUCCCUUAUGUGGGAAUACAAAUCCCACAACUCACAUCCAGCCAUAAUCCAGCAAUAACUAGAGGGCUGGACUGUGAGAUCUAAAGUUGAAAUCUGACAGAAUUCCACCUUUUCGGUCUUUUUACUAGUUUGACCCUUCUCCGAUACCGUAGCUAGGAAGGUAGGGGAUUUUCACGUGUGGGGAAAGCUGAUAGAACGCCGGUGACAGUCACGUGAUUGCACUGUCAUGGCGGCGUCCUGUGUUCCCGUGUAGCAUGCUUUCUAUGCCUGAUCAAGGUGAACAUCCGUAACUGCUGUAAGUGCCCAGUCUUUUUAUUACUUGUGUGAACUAAUGGAGAUUUCAGUAUAAAUGGCGCGUGUGCUACUGUGGUUAUUAGCUACCUGUACAAGAAUUUUAUUUCGGUGCGGUUUUCAUAUUUGCAGACAGCAAGACUGCAGUGAAUGUCAUACGCAGUUUUUUUAAUUUUAUUUUUUUAUGGAAGGCCGUUUCCAAAAAUUGCUCACUUUAGGGUGGACAUGUAGUCUAUUUAACAAAUAUUCGUACUAAUGGGUUUUUUUUUUAUUUGAUUUUAAAAAAACCAAAAAACACCACUUUGUUUCACAAUGUACCUCUCUGAUAUUUGAAAGGGAUAGUCUUUUUCAUAGAUAACAGUGUACACAAUGUACAUACUUUUUUUUUUUCUACCUGUAGGUAGAUUAUUUAGCCCAUCACACUGGUCACUCUCACUUUGCUUUCUACUUGAAUGCUCAAACAAGGUUCUACACCAUCAUCUUGGCGGUGAUAGUAUUCUUAUCCUGACUCUUGUGCACAAGAGGGAAAUACUGGUCUAUGGAGGGGAAAUAAAUGUGAGUAAAACUUCAGUAUCGGCUCAGGUUUGCUGAUGUACAGAAGUGUUUUUCAAGUAAAAAAAAAAAAAAAAGUGUGCUGAUAGAAAAAGAAAUCAACCUAAAUGGUGAGCAGCAUAUAUCUUCUGAGUUUUUACAAAAGUGUGAAACCAAUUAUGCUACUUUAAUAUUUUAAAUUUAUAUUGUAGGGAAUAAACGUGACACUGUUUGUAGGGAAGCUGUUAAAACGACAUAAGUACCAAAACAACUCUAGAAAUAAUGAAGCCGUUUUGGUGUAUCAGCUGAAGUUCUUUGCCAUGUAAGAGUUAAAUCACUUUGUUUACGCAGCCCUAGUCACAACUCACUGCAUGUCAUCUACAGUCUACAUAAACACUUCCUGUUAAGAGAGAUACGAUUUUUAAACUCUCUUUAUUGCACAGUCAGUUUAAUUUAGAAUUUAUUAUCUCCUGUAUUAUUAAAAGCAUUCUUGAGCAUGCAGGAGCCUCCUGUGUAUUAUUAAAGUGCAAUUUACAACACUGGCCUGUACACUAGCAUUUGGUUGCUGAUAGUGGUGAUGGUAUAAAUGACACUGGUUAACCUACUUGUGCCAGUGAUAACUUUUUCAUGCAGGCUGUCAGUCACAUCCAUGGAAGUUAAGAUGGUGGUUGUACCACUAUAGGGUCAGAAAUACAUGUUUGUGUUCCUGACCGUAUAGUGAUCCUUUAAUGUAAAAUAAUUCUGAUAUAGUUGUUUUUGCCUCAUUUAUGUCAUUUGGAUAAAAAAAAAAAAGCAGAAUCUUUUGAAUUACCUUGAGUGUUUUACCCUCUGCCCUUACACCCCUUUUUUUUUAUAGUGUGUGCAGCAUAUCCUUUCUGUGUUUCAUCUGUGUGUUGUGUAUGCUUGUUGUGUGUCAUGUAUGUGUGGUGACAGCUGAUUGUAUGUCAUGUGAGUUUGCAGUAUGUGCUGGUUGUGUGUGAUGAGCGGAAAGUACUUGUUUGUGCUUGGUGCAAGUGUGGUGUAUGCUGGAUGCAUGUUUUGUGUCAUGUGUCUUGGCUGUAUUUGAUGUGCAUGUGCUUGCUAUCUAUGGUGUGUGUGCUGGCUAUAUGCAUUGACAAUGUAGAGUGAUAUAAACUGUGCUCAGUGAUCACUGGAAAUUGUUUUUUUUUAAAUAUUAUUAAACAUGUCUACACUAUAUCUUAUAACCCCUUGGUUUUUUUUUUCCUCCAGAUUAGCAGUGUAGGGUUUUUAUACCCUACUAGUCCAGUAUCUGCAUUGUUAAACCAAGGUCAAAAACCAAAAUGAGUGAGAAGGCUUAUUUAUGUGCGCUGCGCAUGAUGCGACAUCUGAAAUCUUGUAAUUCUUCAGUGGGACUUCAACUCCUGCAACCCACAAGAAAUUACACUUCAAGGGCUAGUGUUCUAGGAAGGAAGCUUCUCAUGAAAACACAGCCGUUUCCUUCUACAUAUAAACAGUCUGCUACAUCUGUAAGAUUUUUAAGCAAUGUAACUCCAGUCAGCAAAGGAGAAAAUGAUAUAAAGUCUGUUGAAGGAGAAUCCUUAGUAGAUGGCACCCCAAAUCUGUUUGAAGAAAAAUUAGACUCAAAUUAUUUAAACCCACUGGAAGAUGUAAUCACUGAGGAACAGUGGACACCAGCUAAGACAAGGAAAACCAAUAAUUUUGCCAUGGCUGAAGAGUUCCAAAAGUGCAAUUCUCCUUCUGAUGUGCUGGAUUUGUGCAGCAGUUCCUCCCUAAGCCUGAAACAUAUCAGCAAUAGUUUCACCACCAUGUGGAUAACGGUUAAGAAGAUCAAGCAGAAGCAGGGACAGAGACAAUAUGAGAAGCAGAUCAUGUUCGAGCACCAAAAUUUUGAAAAUCUGUGCCGUCAAGCAAUGUUAGCAGCUCACAGAAUGGGCCCUGGGGACUUGGUCUAUACCCUUCACGCAGUAGUAAAGCUACAAGUGCCUCAGACAACAAGGCUAGUCCAGACCUUAUUAAGGGUUUGCCAGGUGCGUUAAAAUUAAAUGGGAAAACAUGUUAUUUGUAUUUAUAUAAAGGCAUUGCAUGCAUGUAUGUUCAACAAUAGAAGAUAUGGGCACUCACAGUGGUAUCCAAAAAAAGCAGAGUUUUUCAGGACCCUGUACAGCAACGUUUUGUCUCAAUAUCUGAGCCUUUGUCAACAUAAGACCAGUUCCUGAAAUAAAUUUUGCCUUACAUGAAUUGGAAAACAAAAUUAGCUACUUCUGCCAGGAUCACACAUAUUUUAAACUCAAUACUGGGAUUGUCUCUAAAACAAGUCGUUGAGGAGUCAACUCGUAAGGAGGCCAUACUAGAUUUAGUGUUAACAAAUGGAGAUUUGGUAUCAGAUAUUACUGUAGGUGAAAGUUUAGGAUCCAGUGAUCAUCAGUCAGUGUGGUUUAAUAUAAGAACAGUGACUGAGUCACACCACACAAAAACAAAAUUUUUAGACUUUAGAAUAACAGACUUUUCUAAAAUUUGAAUAUGUGUAAAGGGGUCAUUAACAAAUUGGAGCAAUUUAAAUGGAGUCCAAGAGAAAUGGGAUUAUUUAAAAGUUGCACUGCUGAACGAAACAGAAAAUUGCAUUAGGCUUGUCCGUAAACGCAAAAAAUUCAAGAAACCACUAUGGUACUCCGCAGAUGUGGCCAAAAUAGUGUAAAACAAAAAGUUAGCAUGUAGUAAUUGUAAAAAAAACCCAGAGUGAGAAAGACAGAAUGAUCUAUAAGAUUAGACAGAAAGAGGCUAAGCAAGUUAUAAGAGCUUCCAAAUCUCACACAGAAGAGAAAAUAGCACAGUCAGUAAAAAAGGGGGAUAAAACAUUUUUUAGAUACAUAAAUGAGAAAAGGAAAGUAAAACAAGGAUUAGUUAGAUUAAAAACAAAAGAAGGAAGAUAUGUAGAAGGGAAUAAAGGUCUAGCUGACUGCCCUUAAUGAAUAUUUUUGUUCAGUAUUUACAGAUGAAAAUGAAGGGAAGGGACCUCAGUUAGGAAAAAGGACAAAUGAGCCAUUUAUUACAUGUGAGUUUACAGAGGAAGAGGUUCUAUAUCAACUGUCAAAAGUGAAGACCAAUAAGUCAAUGGGACCGGAUGGAAUACACCCAAGGUUAUUAAGAGCUUAGUGGUGUACUAGCAAAACCAUUAGCAGAUUUAUUUAACCAAUCAUUGUUAACAGGAGAUUGAAAGUUAGCGAAUGUUGUGUACAUCCACAAGAAAGGUAAUAGGGAGGAGUCGGGCAACUAUAGGCCAGUAAGCCUUAUUUCAGUAGUGGGGAAAGUGAUGGAAACCAUGUUAAAGGAUAGGAUUGUUGAACAUCUAAAAACACUUGGAUUUCAAGAUCAGAGACGACAUGGAUUUACUUCAGGGAGAUCAUGCCAAACUAAUCUUAUUGAUUUUUUUUUUGAUUGGGUAACUAAAAUAAUAGAUCAGGGUGGAGCAGUAUACAUUGCUUACCUAGAUUUAAGUAAGCCUUUUGACACUGUUGCACAUAAAAGGUUAUCAAUAAAUUGCAAUCUUUACGUUUGGAUUCCAAUAUUGUUGAAUGGGUAAGGCAGUGGCUGAGUGACAGGCAACAGAGGGUUGUAGUCAAUGGAGUAUAUUCGAAGCUUGGGCUUGUCACCAGUGGAGUACCUCAGGGAUCUGUACUUGGACCCAUUCUCUUUAAUAUUUUUAUUAGUGAUAUUGCAGAAGGACUUCAUGGUAAGGUAUGUCUUUUUGCUGAUGAUACUAAGAUAUGUAACAGGGUUGAUGUUCCAGGAGGGAUAAGCCAAAUGGCAAAUGAUUUAGGUAAACUAGAAAAUGGUCAGAGUUGUGGCAACUGACGUUUAAUGUGGAUAAGUGCAAGAUAAUGCAUCUUGGACGUAAAAACCCAAGGGCAGAUUACAGAAUAUUUGAUAGAGUCCUAGGUAUUGGCAGUAGAAAGAGGGAAGUGCUCAUGCCAUUGUACAGAACACUGUUGAGACCUCACUUGGCGUAUUGUACGCAGUACUGGAGACCAUAUCUCCAGAAGGAUAUUGAUACUUUAGAGAGAGUUCAGAGAAAGGCUACUAAACUGGUUCAUGGAUUGCAGGAUAAAACUUACCAGGAAAAGUUAAAGGAUCUUAACAUGUAUAGCUUGGCGGAAAGACGAGAUAGGGGUGAUAUGAUAGAAACAUUUAAAUACAUAAAGGGAAUCAACACAAUAAAGGAGGAGACCAUAUUUAAAAGAAAAAAAGCUACAACAACAAGCGGACAUAGUCUUAAAUUAGAGGGGCAAAGGUUUAAAAAUAUCAGGAAGUAUUACUUUACUGAGAAGGUAGUGGAUGCAUGGAAUAGCCUUCCAGCUGAAGUGGUAGAGGUUAACACAGUAAAGGAGUUUAAGCAUGCAUGGGAUAGGCAUAAGGCUAUCCUAACUAUAAGAUAAGGCCAGGGACUAAUGAAAGUAUUUAGAAAAUUGGGCAGACUAGAUGGGCCGAAUGGUUCUUAUCUGACGUCACAUUCUAUGUUUCUUAUUUGGAUACUGCCGUGUGUGCCCGAGACUUCUAUGUAUAUUUGAACUGUUUGAAACUUGCCCUUCCCUACUUUGGUGCACCAAAACGAAAUCCUAUUAUUUAUUUUUUUUACAUGCAAAACUCCAAUAUGGUGAACUAUAUUUUCAGAACGGUCUCAUCGACUUGUGAUAUCUGUGGUAGGAGAUAACUAAAAAUAAGCUAUUGGUCAUGAUAAACUUUUUUUAUUUAUUUAUUUUUAUUCAAUAAUUAUUAUUUUUCAAUUUCAUGGUUUUCUGGGCAAUAUAUGUAAAUUAGUUAACUAUUACAGUGUUGUAUGCACGUGUAGUACUAUAGAAUUCCUCAUUUGGAUGCCUAAGAAUGAAUGCAAUUGCAUGCCCAAUUCUAAAUAACGUCUAUGUUUUGUCCUCCUUAGGAACGUCUCAAUGAGUUAGAAGAGAGAGAAAUCUCUAUUGUGGCCAGUGCUCUAGAUGGAAUGGAAAGAUGUGGAAAUGUGGACUCUUUGAGAGCAGGACUUCGGUGAGCAUUACACACAGUCUUACUAAGUAGACUGUAUGUUUUAUCACACUAAAAUAUUGUAUGCCAUUGUUUCCUUAUUCUGUCUUUCAAGGAACACUACAAUACAAAGAUGAAUUCCUAACACUAAAGUGUGCCUCUGCUCACCUCCACCCCCAUCCAUGAAAGGGUUUAAAACACAUAUCUAUCAUUUAUACAAAUUGAUGGGCAACAUACAGAAAGUGCUGUCCUGCAGUAGGCAGAAUUCACAUGCUGCAGGUUGUAAAUCAGGUGAUAAAUCAAUCGGAAAUCCUGAAGCAUUUACAUUAUCCAUAAUACAGGACAGUAUUUUCAUGUGGUGACAAUCAACAGGAUGACAUUAUGUGGAUCAUUUUAAGUGAUUCAGGUUAGCCUAAAAAACUGCCAAUGUGGGUCAGAUCCCUUUUUAUUUCCAAAGCACACUAUAGACAUUUGCUAAUGUAAAUGUUAUGUUAAAGUAAAUCUGAAAGAUUGAUGACUUGAUAUUUUUUAAAUUAAUGUCAAAUAUUGCUUUUACAGAAGUAUAUGUGUGUAUAUGUAUUAUUCUUCACUCCCCAUCUCUUACUAUAAGAUGUAACAUGAAAGACUGAAGAUCAGAUCGAGUAAUGUGUACUUAUACAUCCAGCUUCAAAGAGGUUCUCUGAUUCUCUUCUUGUUUUGGUUUUAGAGUUCUUGUGGAGUUACGACUGCCUGAAAUUAAGAGGAUCAUGCCUUUGCAGACGAUGAUGAACUGUAUUGGAAAAGAUGCUCCUCUGUCACUUAAGAAGAAACUUGAGGUGACUUAAAAAAAAAAAUAGCAAUGCAUAAAUUUAAUAUGGCUUCCCUAGAGAUAUAAUACCAGAACUUAAUCACAAUACUGAAUUAUGUAUUUAAAUGAUCACUCUUCGAAUAGUGGUUUGUUUUUUUCUCCCACUUUAUUUGUGCCUUACAAAUGUCAGAAGUUGUCAUUAUCAUCAUUAACUCAUGUUUUGUGUUUGCUAAAAUGUUUUUUUUAUAAAAUCUUCCUGGCAGGUACAGAGUUUUUCAGAAUUUGUGAUGCUUCAACUGACCAUAAUGCAUGCAUUGGUCCCUUGCCCUAAACCAAUUAAUUACAUUGACAUUUUCUCCAUUUUAAGUGUCAUAGUUAGGGCCACUUAUAAAACUGGAAAAACAUUGUCUAGGUGAGAGUUUACAUGUGCUAAUACGAGCUUACACUAUGCCAUUUAUCUGCUGCUUCUCCAGUAAAACAUGGCCUCAACACCUCAAUGCAGCAGUCAACUGCCAACCUUUUAUUAGCUCUGUCAUGCUGGCUGAGGCUUUCAUAUUCUGCCUGAUCUCCUCUCUGUUAUACUAUGCUACUUUGAAGGGACACUCCGUUAUAUUUUUAUUGCAUGUUUUCUUUGAGGCUUUAUGGAGAAAAAAAAACGGCUUGCAAAAGCUGCAGAUCGCUUGUCUGCAGCCUUUGCAAGCCCUCCCCUAUUUCCCCAGCACAUACUUUCCCCCGGGCAGCUCUCCUAUGAUACUCGUUGAGAAAGGGGCAAGGCAGGCACGCGAGAGAGAAAAUCUCCCUAACUGUCUAACCUUAUAAAAGCGCUGAUUUCUUUUGAAAUUGGUACUUUUAUAAACCGUCAUGAAAAUGACAUAUGCAAGCUGAAAGAAUCUUUGCGAAGAAUCAAGUGCCAGGAGUCUCACAAAAAUGACACUCUGCACAGAAUAAACAUUGAAUAACAUUUAAAUGUGUUGUGUCAUUAAUGCUGAACUUACCUGCUCCAAUUUUGCUUCCUGGCAUACAAUUUAUCUCAGAACAGAUCUAAUGCAGGGAGACAGUGCACUUUUAUUAAACCAGAACAGUAACAAUGCAUACCACAGGCUUCUUAUGGUUCUAGCACAAUCGAUGAGCACUGCUUUCAGAAAAUGCAAUUGCUGUUAUUUUCUUCUUUGGCUUUACGUGUGUGUAUGGCAAAUGAAGUGAAUUAUUACCUUGUUAAACUGCAUCAAACUUGACAAUAUGGAAGUGUAGUUUUGCAGAAUCAAGUUAUGCUAUUGUCAUGAAAAACACCAGUUUUUGUCACACCCAUUCAUGCCUCUCCAUUACAAAUAUAUCACUCUGCACAGUGGGUGAGCUGUCAACUGUGGUGGACUGCCUGGUACCCCGACUGGGUACCUCUGCCAAGCACGCUCCCUAGCUAUCGCCGGGACACCAUAAGCACUUUCAGCCCCUAGCCGCCGCAGCUUGUCCGGGGUCUCGUUGUUUCCUCCCACCCUGGAUCAGGGUCCUUGAUCCAGCUCCCAGUGGUCAGAGCUCUCCUCCAGAGAUUAUAGCUGUUAGAUUGAUUAUAGCUAUAUAGCCUUCCCCCCCACACAUUAGCAGAGAUUUAAUGUUGGAAGUGAACUGAACUUUAAUGGGACUGGGUACAGCCAAUUUAUACACAGACCCCAGCCCAAAACAUCAUAAAAACAUAAAAUUACCCCACAAAUUAUACAUCUUUAAAUAGCCCUGAUCUCAGCGUCAAAAUUCUCCAAAUGGCGCUCAGAUCCAUGCAGUGUAGGGGAAACGCCACCGUGUUCUGUCAACUUUUGGGAGCACCUGUGGCCGCAAUAUGGGGUGUCCGGCUGGGUCUCUGGUAGCUUUUGUUCCUAUUAGUCUCAGGUACCUUCCCUCCAAUAAGUGCUCUCCUGGCGGAUUGCAAAGUCAUUCAAAAUCUUGGAGCUAGUUAUCCGGGAGCUGCACAGUCACCAAAUGGCAAAAUAGUUCCAUAAGAUUUGCGGCUAAGUCCCGCUGAGGUGACCAGGAACCCACAAAGUCCUCAUGACGAUCGCUGCUAAGUACCGCUGAGGACAAUUUGUGAGUUUCUUAAUGCAAACGGCCAGCAGGGAGCUAGUGUUCGGUUCCAUUCGAAUGAAGGGAAAGUGCCGAACCAGGGUCAUCCAGAGAAAGCUGCUAAUGGUGGCUGGAGUGAUUUAACUCCCAAACAGGGUCUUUGGAUAUGGCCCAUAGUCCUUGGGCAAGAGGCUAGCUAGCAGGCUCCUUCAGGAGCUCGUGGCAUAGGCACGUUUGCCACAAUAACCAUUUUGUAAUGACCUAAUUCUAUAAAGGAAUUUAUAGAUACCUGAUAAUAUAUUUUAAGAACAGAUUACACAUAAACCUGUAACAGUGUACUUGGCAAAAGUUAACCAUGCUUUGGCAUGCACUAAAUAAAUUGUCUCUGGAUACACAAUACUCCCCUCUGAUAGGGGCUGAGGCAACAGGCACUCCUCUUAUCAUAAAAUGUACACGAGAAUGCAGUGAUUUCCGAGUUCUUUACCAGUGUGGGUAUUGGAUAAGCAGAAUUAUUGUGUAUGAGUUUUGUGGUAUGGAUACUAAAUAAAAAAAAAAAUAAAAAAAAAAACAUAACUGUGAUAUUUAUGUAAAUUCAAGCAUCUGAAAUAUGCUAUGCUUUUAAUUUGAUGCUACAGUAAAUCAUAGAAUUUGUUCCCUUCUGUUUUAGAAUAAAGCUUUGGAGAUGAGGGGCCAGUUUACUCUUCCAAAUGCCCAGCACAUGUUCGCCAGUCUUGCUGCAAUAAACUUGACAUCUUUGCCCCUUCUAAAUUUUUGCAAAAGGAAUAUUAUUGGUAAGCCUAAGAAAACAUUGUAUAUUAUUUCAAGACUUCAUGGAGGAAUAUUACAGGCAGGGCACUACCUGCCCUUUUAAAUGGGCAUAGUAAGAGCCUCAACAGCUCAUUUGAGUAGUCUUGGGGUGCCAUUCACACAGUUGAUUUCAAACUAUUUAUGAGAGGCUUGUCAUAAAGCAUGCCUCUUGUCGCCCUUGUGCAAAGAUUUUGUCUAUAAUGCUCUGAAUGUGUUUGGGUCAGAUUAGCCCAUAGAGAGCAGAAAUAACGUAUUUCUCACUAAUAUUUUCUGGUUACAUUCAUUAUUUAUUUUCAGUUUAAUAUUUGUAAAUUAAAGGGAUUCUCUAAGCACCAAAACAACUUUUGGCUUAACAAAGCCGUUUUGGUGUGUUGAUCAUGCCCCUGCAGUGUCACUGCUUAAUUCUCUGCCAUUUAGGAAUUAAAUCACUUUGGUUUCUGUUUAUGCAGCCUUAACCACAUCUCCCUUAGCUGUGACUCACACACAGCCUGCAUGAAAAAAAUGCUUUCAUAUUCAAUCAGAACUGGCAGCACAUGGUGUAUAUGUUAAAAAAAAAUUUUUUGUGUACUUUAAGCCGGGGAACAUUUUCUGUGUAAAAUGCCCUAUUUGUCACUAUGCUUGGAUUACAGUUAAAAAAAAUAGGUUUUACUUACCUUGAAUCCUGCGCUAGUAGAAUGUCCUGGUGCUGCCUUCCACGCCCGUCCUCACGUCACAGGGGCCGUCCCAAACAAUUCAAAUUUUAGUGCAGUUUGUAAAUAACCAGUCAGACUAGCAGAGCCACACGGUUUAUUAAAUAAAUGAUACAAAGCCCAAGCUUCAUGUUUUAUCCUGAAAGUUAUUUUUUAUGAUAUCCUCUUUUAUUUUGUGUUUCAGAUUUACAUAUUAAUGUCUCACUGAAGGCAAACAAGCAAAAAAUAAAAAUGGGACCAAAUUUUGUAAAACUCUUGGAUAUUUAUGCUCUUCUUUAAUGUUUCCAACUUGUCUUAGACAAUAUAGAUGUCAUCCCAUUCUGGAAAAUGGUCAAGAUCCUAAAUGCAUGCAUUCAACUGUCCUACCGUGAUGAAGAGCUGCUGACUGCGAUUGGAGAUUAUAUUUUGGACACUAUUUACUUGUGGGAGACUAAGCAGGUCAGUUGGUAUUGCUGCAGUGAUUGAGGGCUAAUGUUUGUAAUCAUUUAGAAAUAGUGCACUGUUUUUUUAGGUAUGUACAGUUCCUGAGCCAUACGCAUAGUUGAGGCUUUGCUGUAUUGCACACUGGUGUGUCAAUGCAGAGUUAUUUGCCAUAAAAGAUUGUCUCCAGAAAGAUUAAAUAUCAAAGAACAGAACUAGUCCAACACAUUUAGCUUCUCAAGUUAUCCCAAUGUUGAUGGGGAAUGGAAGAAGGGCCAGGGGGUACAAGUCCUUUCUAGAUUGUAUCCUUAUUUUUUUUUAUAGUCCGUGUCUGGGGAGGGGGGAGUUUUGUUCUUUAAACCUUCACUUUGUGUGAAGUUGGGUAAAUAAGACUACACUUUUUCGGUGUGUGCUUUUUGGUAGUAAUGCACUACAAAGUAUACAAUCUUAUUAGUUUAUCAUGGGGAAUGUAGUAUUGUGUUUCGAGCAUUUGUGCCUGCCAAGGAGCACUCUCGCUUGUCUCUCUUCAUGAUGUGACUGCUAAGAACAAAAACAGAGCAAAUACUUUUCUGUAAGACCAAAUUUGUAACUACAUAGAUACUGUACUGUAACUUUUUUUUUUAUGAUACAUAGGCGUCCAUUUAAUGUUUUUGGAUAAGCUUUUUAAAUUAUUUAAAGGGUCACCAGAAGAACUACAGCUUAAUGUAGUUGUUCUGGUGAGUAUAAUCAUUCCCCGCAGGCAUUUUCAUGUGAACGCUUUAGAUUAAAGGACCACUAUAGUGCCAGGAAAACAUACUCGUUUUCCUGGCACUAUAGUGCCCGAGGGUGCCCUCACCCUCAGGGUCCCACUCCCGCCGGGCUGGAUGGAGAGGAAGGGGUUAAACACCUUUCUUCAGUGCCGGGCUCCCUCAGUGCUGGAGACCCUCCUCCUCCUUUCCCCGUCAUCGCCUGAAUGCGCAUGUGCGGCAAGAGCUGGCGUCUUCUCACUGCGAAAAUCACAGUGAGAAGCACCUCUAGCGGCUUUCAAUGAGACAGCCACUAAAGGCUGGAUUAACCUAAAGUAAACAUAGCAGUUUCUCUGAAACUGCGGUUUACAGCAGAAAAGGUUAAUCCUAGGUGUACCUGGCACUCAGACCACUUCAUUAAAGCGGCACUGACAUGCUGAACUUACCUUUCCCCAAUCAAUUCCUCAUCUCUUCCUCUCUCAGGAUCUGUUCUUCAUUUCUUCCUAUCUGCUCUAGUUUUCUUUUAAACUUAAGAAAAAGUAGGGGCUAUUUCUCUUAUGGAGGUUUCCUACGCAGUGACCAGCGGAGGAGCAAAGUGUGCUUCGUUUCCGGUGGUCACAGCAAUUUUCCCUCAAUCCUUACCUUUCCUCCCUGUUCCCACAAUGCUUCCUGUCACUUAGACAGGACUCCGGCAAAACUGCCGAAUUGUGUUCUAACAGUUUCUCCAUUCGUGUUAGAACGCAAUUCAGGACUUUGUUCGUAUCGGAAUUUCAUUCGAAUGAAUGAAAUUCCGAUCCUAUUCAUUGUCGCGGCUGCAUCUUGCAGCCAUUUAGUAGAUAACUCCCUAAUUCCCACGGUAUUAGGGAGCUAUCUACUAAAAGGCUGAAAGACCUAAAUUGGUCUUUCAGACACAUUUACUAAUACUAAGUAAAGAUUACUUAGUAUUAGUAAAUGAUCUGCCCCUACUCGCUAUACCGCGCGUAGGGGCAUGUGUAGUAAACAGUGAUCAGCCAAAAAAACCUAUUGGGCCCCCACCCUUGAGCGGUGGGUGGAGGCCAUAAAGAUAACGGUGGAUGGGGCCAUAAAUUACAAUGGGGGGACCUACUAAGUUUUCCCCCGCCCUGCAGAGCUCAGUCUGCGCAGAGCCCUCCAUGGGUGAAGAUGGAUUAUUUUUUUUGCGCUCUGGUUUUUUCUUUUUCGUUGGGUUUUUUAUUUUAUUUUAAGUUCGAUGGGUAUGAUGGCUUUUUUAUUUGGCAUUUUUUGGAGCUGAAAAAUGAAGAUUUUAGAAAAAAGAAGUUUUAAAUGGUAAGUUACAUUUUUCUUUACAGAUUAGUUAUUUUUUCCCCUCUCACUAACACUCUGGUGGGCUUGGAAUCUAACCAAUCAGAGUGCUCUUUGUCAUUUUACACAGCGUGUAAUUAUGGGUUGGGGCCAGGGGGGGUGGACAGUAGGUCCCCCCUCAUUGUAAUUUAUGGCCCCCACCCACCAUGCAGGGGAGGGAACCUGGGGGAGGACAAUAGGGCCCCCUCCUCCCCCCUUAUUGUUAUUUAGGGCCCCCACCCACUGCGCAGGGUUGGGGGCCGGAUAGUAGGGUGUUUUUUUUUUUUUUUUUUUUUUACAGUGAGCAGCCCCAGGCUUAUCACUGUUUAGUGGACAUGCCCCUACCAGCAAGUAGGGGCAUUUGGGAGAUUUUAAAGCUUUCCUCCUCCUCUCCGCCUCCUCUUCCGCUGAAUGCGCAUGCGCGGCAGGAUCCGCACGCGCAUUCAGCCAGUCUCAUUGGAAAGCAUUUACAAUGCUUUCCUAUGGACGCUGGCGUCUUCUCACUGUGAAAAUCACAGUGAGAAGCGCGGAAGCGCCUCUAGCGGCUGUCAAUGAGACAGUCACUAGAGGCUAGGUUAACCCAUUUAUAAACAUAGCAGUUUCUCUGAAACUUCUAUGUUUAUAGAAAAAAGGGUUAAACCUAGCUGGACCUGGCACCCAGACCACUUCAUUAAGCUGAAGUGGUCUGGGUGCCUAUAGUGGUCCUUCAAGAUUUUUGGAUAACUUUUUUUUUUUUUUUUUUAUUCUAAAAUAUCAAACAUUACAUCAUAAAUACUAAAAUACAUGAAUAUAUCAAAAUAUGGGGGAGGAGGAAUGGAGCAGGCUAGCCAUUUGUUAUAAACAAGUAUUUGCCAACCAAAAUUCUAUCAGCCAGAUUAUUAACUACAUGUAGCAUCAAGUACAAAAUAUUACAGUACUAAACUAUAUGUAACAAUGGUAGUAUCAUUAUAGUAAAGUAAUAAUCUAAUCUAUAUGUAUACAUCUGUUUUAAAGGGGUAAUGUCUCCAUUGCAUAAAACAUUGAAAGUCAACUGUAACGUGUUAAAUAGUGACUCCACACCCAUAAACCACCUCAGACCAGCCUCCAGUAUACUUCUCGAGCACGUACACACACAGGAAGCCCUUCAAAUGGUUCUCAGUGAGCAGCCUCUGAUUGGCUCUCUCCCUGUGAAGCGACUGGAAAUAUCUUCCAAGGAAAAAGGGGAGGGCUGCAGCUUUUGCUAUAUUAAGAUAUACCCCCAAUAAAUGCAUGUGUAAAAAUGUAUGCAUGUAUUCAUUGGGGGUGUAUAUACUCAACAGUGAUUUAUGACAUUGUUUCAUUUCUCCUCUUCUGUUUUUCAUUUUCUACAUUGACUAUCACAUGUAUAGGACCCAGUUCCUCUUUAAUAUCUUAAUUUCUCUGACUGAUUUUCUGUUGCUAACACAGACUUUUUUUCUUUUUUACAGGUUUCGAUAUUCCUCAUGCAAAUGGCAAAGCUUGGCUUCCGACAUGUGUCUUUGUUAGACAGUUUUGCAGAGAAAGUCAUUGAAAACCCUGAAUCGUUGACAUUAAAGGACUUAGUAUGCAUAGCUAAAGUUUACUCACUCCUGAACCACUUACCUGAGGGUCAAAGCCAGCCGUAAGUCUCCCUAUUAAUUACUGUACCAAUUAUAGAGAAGUAGCAUUUUCUACGUGAAGAACAUUCUAUUUUUAAACAACCCAGAAUCUUUAAAACUGCUUAAAAUUUUUAAAGAAUGCGACUUUUCAAGACGCAAACAAUUUUAUUCUUUCUUGGACUCUCAACAUGGCAGAGAUGAUUUUUUCCUUUCAUUAAAUUAAUGCAUGUUCAGAUCUGCAGAAAUUAGUGUGCACAAGGAUUCAAACAAAUGUGUAAGGGGGUGGGGGGAUGUAGGAAAAAAUUGCAGAUCAAGCGCUUCGAGACUAAUGUCUUCAUAAAAAUAUAGCACGAUUCAGUCUGUUUUCUUCUUAAAGGAACAUUAUUGCAUUAGGACAAACAUGUACUCCUAAUGCUAUUGUGUUAGCCCGCCUGUAUGUUUGACUUUUAUGUUUUGUUCCAUGGGUUUACACAGGUGCUAUUUGAGGGUUAAAUGUAAAAUACUUGGUCUACUCUCUCAUUUGUUUUUUAACUUACAUAGGUUACUGGCAGCUUUGAACACGUCCCUUCAUUUAUACCUACCUCGUAUCUCUUCACCUGAACUCCUGAAAGUCUUGUUCUCCUUAUGCAACUUGGGAUUCUUUCCUUCUGUCCCACUGGAGAAACUAAUGAGGGAGGAUGUUCUUAAUGAGCUACUGGACCUAGGUAACGUAUUGUUAAAUUUCAUGGAAAAUGCAUUCCUUCUAACCUAGGAACCAUUGUGUACUGUUUUUAUAUUGCUUUUCAACUUUUGCAUCAAUGCCAACUCUUUUUAAAUUGAAAAGUGUAUUUGCUGUCACACUAUAUUUAGUUUUUAUAAAAUGGAACAUGAUAUGGUGAAAAGUUUUAUAAGCAACAACAUUCAAUCUAUUCAUUAUGCUAAGCGAAAUGCCUGCAAAUAUCUAGUUUGGAUAUUAUUCUUUGUCUUAGCAUGUUACCUUUUCAGUGUUUGCCUUUGUCCACUACAAGAGUAAUGCUAUGCCUUCCAAGCCCCCUUUUCAAAUAGCACUUGAGCAUUCCCCCAUCUUAGCCUUCAGCCCACUUGCUAAAAUCUAAGGGGAUGCCAAUCGGAUCAUUUUGGGGUGUCAACCGUCACAUACAUUUCAAGCAGUUUUGUUGAAGGAGGAUAUGUAUAUCUACCCAAAGCUGAGCUUGCCAUCCACUUAUUAUAUAGAUCAAAGAUUCACUUGAAGAUGACAAGCAAGCUAAUGCAAUAUGUCUUAAGACAAAAUAAUGUUGCAGAAUUAAUGAAUACCUUAAAUGAAUUGGAAUGGACAGGUUUUCAUAUUGGAGUUGGUGUUAAAGGGACACUCCAGGCACCAAUAAUUUUUUUUUGUAAUUGCUGCACCAUAAACCUACAUCCUGAGCUGUACCCCCUCGUGCCAGAAAGACUUUCGUAUAAAAGGUAUGCAAACAGUCUCAACCCCAACAACACUGAGUGAGCUGCUUGUAAUUCACAACCUGGCUGCAGACAGUCAGAAACUACAGAAAGGUAGUAAUAUUCUUACUAUACGCCUUCCUGGGUGCCCUCUCCUUCUAAUGCAGGUUGUUUUGUAAUUCAGAUCAUUCAGCACGGUUAGGGGCUGAGCUGUGUGCAUUUAUUUUUUAUAACUGUUUUUCUGGAAUGAAACACACUGAAAAAAAUUUAACCUUUUAUCUGAUAUGACGUUUUCCUUUCCCCUUUAGCCAAUCCACACAUUGAAGACAAUACUCGGAUGUUGCACAGUAUUAAAAUGUGCUUGCAACUGGAUGAAAAUUCCCCCGAAAUGCCUGGUUUAUUGGAUCUGAUGACUGUUCCUGUUGAUAACAGCAGGCCUCAAAUAGAUGUUGAAACCACCCUGGAAGCCAUUGUAGACGACCCUGCCGACUUACAGAAAGGCAUACAACUGUUCAGCAAUUAUUACAUUGGUACUGACCUUUUAAAUAUUUUGCCAUCUUAAAGGAAAUCAAAUGUGUUUUUUUUUAAUAUGCUUUUUAGCACAAAUUGACUAAUGCUUUUGAAAGUAUACAUGCCACUGCCUUUUUUUUUUUUUGUUUUUUUUAUUCUCAAUUGUAUUAUUGUGAUCGAUGAUGUGAAGGAUUCAUAAGCAAUUCUUUAUAUUUUAUUUUUUUUGUUAGCCUUUUGUUAAUCCUUCAGGAUUUGUAGAGUUCUGCCAUUUGUGCUAGUCAAGGAUUAUAUAAAUGAUGACAAUCAUCAACCUCAGCACUUCUAGAUUAGUUACAAUGUCAUCUUUUGAACUGGAAUAUAUAAGGUAAUUGAGUCACAAAGUUUUGAUUGUUCUAUGGACAUAAGAGUGGAGUGAUUAUUAUCAUCAUCAGUUUCCCGUCAUAUAGCGGCAGUAGCAUAAGGUGUAUUCACCUCAAUAGGACGGGUACACAGGCCUCUAUUUAAUUAAGACCUGAAUAUACAAGUUCCCUCCCAUCAUUCAUUUAAAUAAGGUUACUUACAAUUUCCCCUAGGUUUAUUUCUGUCAUACGAGUGGAACAGUAACAAUAGCUGGACUUCAUCAAGGACGCGGUGUACCACAUAGACCCCAAGUUUCAGUGCAGCUGGUGGUGGCAUACACUGGCUGUUAGCGGAAAACCACUGCAGAAAGGGACACCCGGGUGGUGUUCUGUAUUUAGCUGGAAUCAGAAGAUUUUACAGUGGAGAUGGAAGGUGGAAAAGCUGGCAUGGAACACAGAGCGCAAUGUUUCCAGUUAGCCAACUAUAAAGGGCUUGCCCGGGUGGCAUCGUAAACAGAUGGGAUUAGUCAAAGCAACCUGUGUAAAGCAGGCACAAGCUGUGAUGCAUUCCUAGAAGUGCUACUGUGCAUGUACGACCAAGGGUAACUGGUGGUGGCACCAUAAUAUUUUUUUUUUUAAGUUAUUUAAAUGCUGCUGAACCAGUCUGACUGCAGGGUGAGUGACAGAACAGGAUAUAUGAGUGCCACCUACCCCCCCUUAUAUGUCUCGAUUACAUAUUUUUGUAUGCUGGUUGUUGAAUAAUUUAGAUAGUGGUGUAUAAUAACCGGUAGGCAAACAAAUGUCAAACAAAAUCACACUAGCUGGCAUAAGGGACACAAGCCACAAAUUUUCAUUGGGUCAGGCAGAGACUUUGUCAAACAGUCCUGUUCUUGUGGGUAGACAGUACAAAUUAAAGUUGUAUCAUGUUAUAAACCUGUUAUAAAGCAUAACUUGUACUCCAUAACCUGUAUUGCGCGGCAUGUGUUGCAACUUGCAAGGAAAUAUUUCGUGUCGUGGGAACAAAACACCUUUUGUUAUGUAACCACUACUUCAGUGCCAAAGAAAAUUGGUAAUUAACCACAGCUUUAAAUAAUGCCAUUUUUUCCCCCCCCCCCAGACUUUUUGCUUGCUGUAAAUACUGAACUGAACACAACUGCUCCAGUGACUCACACAAACCCAGCAGAUAAUUCUCCACAUGUCAGCAGGUACUAAAAUCUACUGAGAAUUCGGUUCUAGUUUCUUAUCUUUCUUGUUUUCAUGAAAAUACAAAAAAUUGAUUAUAUAUCAUGUGCUAUCCUGCAAGUCCCAGAAAACAAAGGAUUUAUACUGACUAAAAGCACUCUAUUCUGAAGAACAAUUAUUUAGAAUUCCGUAUAGACAUAUGAAAUGAUGUUUUAUGUAGAUGCAACAGGUGUAUUUAUUGUUAAACAAAUCAGAUCACAUUGCAUUCAGGGCUGUAAUAGGUUGAACUGUCACUUACCAUGAAUUUUAAGAUUAUGUUUACUUAAAUCUGUACUUAACAAAUAUGUAUUUGUGCAGUGUUUGUCCUGUUUUUGCCUUGUCUGAACUGGAUUACAAUGUAACCUUCCACAGCUGUAAAAUAGAUGUAAAAAUAACAGAGUAAGUUCUAGGUUAAGGAUGUUUUAGUCAAAGAGUUCAUCUUUAAAAUAUAUUUUUAAUAAGUCUCCCCUUUAAAUUGGGGCUUCCAUCGGGAAAGCCAAUAGGGAUUUGGUUAGAACUGUGGAUGGGAUGUUUAUAGGCUGCUGAUUUAAUUUAAAACAAAAAUGGAGGAGCUGUGCCUUGGAUAUAUGUUGACGUUUUCCUUAUUACUAAAAGGUUUGGAACUCUUCUGGAAGGUAUUGUUAUGUACAAGAAUAUUAAAGGGACACUGUUGUCACCCAGGCUGCUUCAUAUCAAUGACCUUUUAACUACUUUGCCGUGCUUAUGUUUCAGUUUUAAAUCCACCUCUAGUGACCGUCAUACGUGAUGAGGUAGCCCGUAUGAAAGCAUUGUAUACAAUGCUUUCCAAUGGGAAGCUUGAAUGCGAGCUGCUCUUGUGUAACAGAUCUCCAAUUAUCCUCUAUGAGGGACAUUGGAUUUGCCAAUUGGUGCAGAUGUCUAUGCCUAUCCCAUGACAAUGCAGGUCGUGAAGAGGUAGGGAGCCUCAGCACUGGAAAAGUUAAGUAAAACUUUGGUUUAAUUUAUUGCAGCAUGCUGGGUGGGCCUGUAUAGAUUUAGGGACUGGGACACUAUAGCGUUAGGAAUACAAAUUUGUGUUUCUAACUCUAAUGUUCCUUUACUUCUUCUGCUAGUGAGUUAUUGGUAGUUGGACCAAGAAAGAAAAGAAAAUAGUGCGUUUUGAUUAUUUAUCUUUUUAAUUUCUGGGGGAAAAAAGGUGUAUGAAAACUGCACAGUUUUCUUCAUGUCAACACAUGCUUUGAUACCUGAUUUGUGUUGUGUUGUUUGUGAAUAGCAUUGCUAUCAUAUCAUAAUAUUCACCACUGGUGAAUGAAAAUUCAGCCCCAGUAAGUGGAAAUUCACUCCUGAUAAAUGUUCCAUGGAUGCUCCAGGCUUGCAGCGGCAAAUAACUUUAUAGGCCUAUCUGAAGGCAUAGGAUUUGAAAUGUUAAGUCCUGAUACCAGAAUAACCUACAAGGGAUGUUACAUGUCAGAGUUGACCUAAGGGGGGUUGCUGGCAUGUCUCUUGCAGGGGUGCUGUGCUGCAGUUGCCUGCUCUGCCUAUCAAUUUCUGUUACGAUCAGGAUGUCGUGCACUAUGCAAUCUCAAGAACCCCCCUGUGAGGGCUGCCACAGAAAUUGAUAUAACAUAGGCAAUGAGGGGGCUGCUGCGAUCAGUCUCUGUACUGAUUCUGCAGCCGGGAUAUGAUGUUACAUCAGCCUCUACAUCAGUACAGAGCUGCACAGAGCUAGGUAAUCAGUACAAAGAGUAAUACCAGCAGCUCUUCACUGUACUCCUUGGAAGAGGUCCUGCUUCAUCUUUCCUUUUUAAGAUAAAUAAAUGGAGGCUGGGUGGAGUAAAAAAAUGUGUAUGAAUUAAAUGUUUGUACAUGAAUAUGUGUGCAUAUGGGUCUGUUUGGUAAGGGAAAUUACAUGCACAUACAUUAAUUUACACCAAGUGAGUUGGGGGUAGUGCAGAAGGAGAUACAAUAUUUGUUUUAAUAUUUGGGGGGAGGAGAGGCACGACACCCCAGGUGCCAUGUAGCCUAGGUACGCGUCUGGUACAUGUAACUGCUUUUGCAACUUAAAAUACUUUGUUGGUUCAUAACCUCUUUGCAUGUAUAUGAACGCACUCAUGGCAUGAAAGAUGUACAGAAUUAUUACAGGAAAAUUAAACCAAUGACCAGAAGUCUCCAUCUAAAGCCAUUUCUCCUAGAUAUUAUUGAUGAUAAUUCUCUAAUAGAUGAGUCUCUACUAGAUGCUAGUUAGCAGAUGAGCAAUCGAAUUCUGUAUCCACAGAUGAAGGGUCCAGCUCUAGUGAUGUAAACAUUAAAUCUUUCUUGCAGUGUCGCUGUGCUAUGCCUGCAACGGUCUCACUUUGCAGUGGGUACUCUUCAUCCACUUGGAAUGCUUGCCAUGAAAAUUAGACAUCUCAAGGCUCUUGGUUACCACGUGGUGCUGGUAAGAUCUAACUACUCAUCUUAAAAAUCUAAAGUUUUAGGAAUGUAUUCUGUCCUGCAAAACAUGCACUUGUUAUCCUUUGGCUUACUAACCCCAUUUAAAAACAACAAAAAUUAUUUUUUUUUUCUUUACUUUUGUUUCGCAAUUACUUACUGAAAGUGGUUUGCUUUCUUCUGUUUCUGUCCUCGAAUAUUUGAUCCCGUUACAUCUAAAUACACGUAAAAACUUUAAUGUUGAGCCAUUUUUGUGCCAUAUGAAGAUAGAGAAAUAUCUUUUGUACUCUUCAUAUUUAAAUUCUUUUUGUCUAAAAACACAGUCUAAAUUGGGUUAAUUUGUUUUCUUAAAUUGUCAUUUUAGGUUAUAGGAUAGAAUUUUGAUAAACAGUGGUCAUCUUUACUUAACCAUUAUAUUUAGAAUAAAGCAGUGUUGUCCCAGCUCUUUAAAACAAUGUCAACAAUUAUUAGACUGUACCUAAACCCUGGUUUCUAUUAAAGGUUCCAAUACACAAGUUUAAAACCCUGGAAAUGGCAGAGAGAAUCCUGUUCCUAAGAACGCAAGUCUUCUCUGGAAAAAGCACUGCUGUCGAAGAGCCAACUCACUAGGAACCCCAGCAGAGCUGAAGAUCAGGAUUAAAUCUUCCGAUAUCUAAACUGACUGUAUUGUGAACAAAAACAUAGUUUUGUACUUUUCAAUGUAUGUUCGUUUUGCAUACUGUCAUAGCAGAUCUGUGCCGCAUAUAUGUAUAUAUUAUUUUUUUAAAACUCACAUUGACCUAAUUUGAAGUCUGUUGAAGCUACCCACAAUCAGUCUGCCCUAUCACACCAGUGUGUUCUUAUUUAUCACUUGCCCUGUCCUGUGUAAACAUUUGUUUUCUUGUUUUAAUAAAAUUAGAUUUUUAAGAACAUGUAAACAUACCGUUUCUGCAGGUUCAAAAAGAAACUGCUUAAAACCUAAAUAUAGAUAUGAACUGCUAAAGAUAACCUUGUGUAAUGAUAUCUAGAAUUAUAGGGCUUUGACUAUUUUGCAAUUAUGAUUUUCUUCCUUAAAUUUAUGGUUUGUAAUUUUUAUGCCCAUGUUCACAUGCAGUCUGUGUCUGUAUGUGAUACAGAAAGUGUAGUAGUUUUAUGUAGUACUCUAAACCUGAAUUAUGGUUAAUGUAAUUCAUGGUAUAUAUUAGAAUAUGUGAAGCACACAAUGUUUUUAAACCCUUAAUUCAUAGGAACUUUGACGUUGAAUUCUAACAUUCAUAUUUUUUAUCGUAUUUUAAUUUUAAAAAUUUUUUUUUUUACAAGUUCAUGUUGGAUGCGUCACAAUCCAGUAGUGGAGUACAAGGGACCUGAUCCUUUUCAACUUCCUUUAUAUUGGUGUCCCAUCUGAGGAGAAUAAGAAGUCCGCAUAUGGGCAUAUCCGCUAUCAGUCCAAUAUUGGCUCAGGCCUAGUGUAUAGAAUUUACCACCGGUGUGCUUAGAUAGAGCACAAAGCAGAGAUCCAAAUAGAAAGGGGCCCUAGAGCAUUUUAUUUUUGACCAUCUGAUUAGUGCACCCAAUCCCUCAAAUUAAAGCAACGUGGCAAACAGUAGCUUGUAGUCAAUGAGUGAUUCCACCGCCACGGUAUUAAAUGCACUAAAAGAAGGGUUAUUCACUAAAGUGAGAAUUCAAAGUAAAUUUCAAUAAGGCCACAAUAGCUAAACUGGAAAACACAUUUAAUUCAGUUAUGCUUCCAGUUCAGGUACUUUGGCCUUACAUUUUCACUUUAGUGAAUAAUCCUGUUUAUUUGGUACUACCAGGUGUUCAGGUUAUCUAUAGUGUAUUCAACCCAGUCUGCACUUUGUUUUGUAAUUUUUCUUUUCUUUUUUUAAAUGGCAAAUCGAAGUGUGUUUAAAAUUGAGUUUCCUCUAUAUGAACCAUGUAAGUUAACCCAAAUCUAUUACUCUUACUAUGAAUCCUGAAAUGACUAUUUGUGAUCUUGUAAGCUUUUUCAAUGCAAGAGAUGAGGCUUCAUUGUCUUCACCUUGCUUACUUUACCCGAGACAUUCUCACGAUGACUUGUGUAGGGACACUUUUAGAGAAUGUUUACAGAGUUUGCCAUGGAUGCGAAAUCAUUGAAAAUGUAACUUUAAUUUAAUUGCAUUUAAUUCAUUUGCUGUGACAUGCAUAUGUGAAUAAAAUUAUAUUGAUAUUAAAAAGUGACAUUUCAGAAAGAAUUAAGUUAUAACUAGAGGUUGCCAGAUGGAAGCCAGAUUGAAGAGGGUAAAGGAGAGAAUUGGAAUUGAGGAAGUGAGACAUACAGGUAAAGGCAAGUCUUUUGAAAAAGCAGGGAAAUGGGACAAUAGUUAGAGGGGGAGGACGGGUCGAGAGUUGUUUUUUUCAGGAUAGGUACUACAGUGGCAUGUUUAAGGUCAGCAGGGGCAACGCCAGAAGAGAGAGAGCAGUUGAAGAUGUGUGUUAAGGAAGGCGCAAGACAGGGGGAGGUAUAAGGUGAGAUAGGAUCGGAUCGAGCAGGCAAGUGGUGGGGCGGGAGGAAAGGAGAAGCGCAGCCACCUCUUGUUAAGUAGCCGGGGAGAAAGUCUGAGGGAAAG